Molecule: messenger RNA, 5121 nt
Organism: Acyrthosiphon pisum (pea aphid)
Lineage: Eukaryota; Metazoa; Arthropoda; Insecta; Hemiptera; Aphididae
Product: multidrug resistance-associated protein 1
Exons: 29
Biological process (GO): transmembrane transport
Cellular component (GO): membrane
Molecular function (GO): ATP binding; ABC-type transporter activity; ATP hydrolysis activity
Source: RefSeq, a predicted model, not a curated record
AGGUUAAUUACCAUAGAUGCUCAGUCACGCCAAAGCGUGUAGGCGACAAGCACGUAUUUGCGUUUACGCUCACUCACCGAUUUUACCAGCUAAUCAUAAUAAUAAUUGCACUACCAUCAUUGAGUGUCUUUGUGUCUAAUUAACGGCAAUAUAUUGCAACAGUGUCGUCGUCGUUCGUUCACAGGUUGAUUCGAAUGGAAUUAUCCGGUAUGGACAGGUUUUGCGGAUCGACUUUUUGGGACUGGAACUUGUCCUGGAAUACCACUGAUCCUGAUGUCACGCGAUGUUUUGAAAAGACCUUUCUAGUCUGGACACCGUGCCUGUUUUUGUGGCUAUUCUCUCCACUAGAGAUCUAUUACUUGGUGAAUAGUAAAUACAGGGACAUACCAUGGAACUGGUUCAAUAUGGUGAAAGUGGCUGGUGUAUCUAUAUUAUGUAUCAUAUCAUUAAUUGAUAUUGUAUAUGCAAUAAUUCGAUAUUCAUCAGGGAAGGAUGUAUUUAGUGUAGAUAUCUAUACACCACUUAUAAAACUAAUAACACUUGGAUUUGUCACAAUUUUAAUUUGUGCCAAUCGAGCUAGAGGGUUACGAUCAUCUGGGUUAAUAUUUCUAUUUUGGUUAUCUUUAACAUUUUUUGGGAUGAUUCAAUAUCGAACGGAAUUACGUUUAGCAUUUUAUGAUGUUCCAUUAUAUAAUUAUCCAUUUAUAAGUUACAUGGUAUACUACCCUAUUAUCUUAAUAGAGUUUCUUCUAAGUUUCUUUGGCGAUGCUGAACCUAGGCUAUCUGACUAUGGCUACGUCCAGGUACCGUGUCCUGAGAUGAGAGCAUCAUUCCCAUCCAAGGUAUUAUUUUUAUGGUUUGACUCAUUUGCUUGGUCUGGUUUUAAACGCCCCAUAGAGGUCUACGAUUUAUGGAAUAUGAACCACGAAGAUAGUUCACAAGAAGUAGUUCCAGUUUUUGAUAAACAUUGGGAACGGUCAUUAAUUAAAGCGAAAUUACAAGAUAGUAAAAACGUUGCUUCCAUUAAAAAUAAAUUUGAUGUGAGUAUAAUCGAAUUAUCACGUGCAAAAUAUCCACUUAAAAACCAAUACAAAGUAUCAAUUCUUCCUGUUUUGUGUAAAUCAUUUGGUAGUACAUUUUUAUUUGGAUCAUUUUUAAAAUUAAUUGUAGAUUGUUUAAUUUUUGUCAGCCCUCAAGUACUUAAGUAUUUGAUAAGCUUUGUUGGAAAUUCGACUGAGCCUUUAUGGAGAGGAUAUUUUUAUAUUUUUCUCUUGAUGAUGACAGCGAUGUUGCAAACGUUAAUAUUAUCUCAGUACUUUCAUCGUAUGUUUCUCGUUGGUAUGCGUGUUCGAACUGCGCUUACUUCUGCCAUUUAUCGAAAGGCUCUAAGAAUUUCAAAUACAGCAAGAAAAUCAUUUACAACGGGCGAAAUAGUUAAUUUAAUGGCAGUAGAUGCACAUAGAUUUAUUGAUCUGAUAACUUAUUUGAAUAUGAUUUGGUCUGCACCAUUCCAAAUUUCUCUCGCAGUGUACUUUUUGUGGCAGCUAUUAGGACCCAGUGUACUUGCUGGGUUAUUUGUGAUGAUAGUAUUAAUACCAAUAAACGCUGUUGUGGCUACUAAAUCAAAAAGCCUUCAGGUCCAACAAAUGAAAAACAAAGAUCAAAGAGCUAAAUUAAUGAAUGAAAUUCUGUCUGGAAUAAAAGUUUUAAAACUAUAUGCUUGGGAACCAUGUUUUGAACAAAAAGUGUUAGAUAUUCGAGGAAAAGAAAUCAAAGUUCUUCGGAGUGCAGCUUAUUUGAGUGCAGUUACUUCAUUUCUUUGGUCGUGUGCUCCAUUUCUGGUAUCAUUAGUAACUUUUGCAGUUUAUGUAUUAUCUGACAAUAGCCAUGUAUUAGAUGCACAGACAGCUUUUGUUUCGUUAUCUUUAUUCAACAUUUUACGUUUCCCAUUAUCUAUGUUACCAAUGUUGGUGUCAAAUGUAGUUCAAUCAAGUGUAUCUGUGAAGCGAAUAAAUAAGUUUAUGAACUCCGAAGAGUUGGAUCCAGAUUCCGUUACCCAUGAUUCUGAUGAAAAGGAUCCUCUUAUAAUUGAAAACGGUACAUUUACUUGGGAUGACUCAACUGAUGCACCAACAUUAUCAAACAUAAAUUUACGAGUUUCAUCUGGACAACUGGUUGCUGUAGUGGGUACUGUUGGUUCUGGGAAGAGUUCUUUGGUAUCAGCUUUCCUUGGUGAAAUGGAAAAAGUUUGUGGUAGAGUUAACACUAAAGGAUCUAUAGCAUAUGUACCACAGCAAGCUUGGAUACAAAAUACAUCACUGAAGGAUAACAUAUUGUUUGGUCAAUCAUUUAAUGAUAGAGUUUAUAAAAAUGUCAUUGAUGCAUGUGCAUUGAAAGCUGACUUCCAAAUGCUUCCAGCUGGUGACGACACAGAAAUUGGUGAAAAGGGAAUAAAUUUAAGUGGAGGCCAAAAACAAAGAGUAAGUUUGGCGAGAGCAGUUUAUAAAGAGAGUGACAUCUAUUUUUUAGAUGACCCAUUAAGUGCUGUUGAUCCACAUGUUGCUAAACAUAUUUUUGAACACGUUAUUGGACCAACGGGAUUUCUGCGAAAAAAAACACGUAUUUUGGUCACACAUAGUAUAACUUAUCUCAGAGAUGUUGAUUUAAUUGUGGUAAUGAAAGAUGGUCAAGUAUCAGAGUCAGGCACAUAUAAAGAAUUGCUAGGAAAAAGGGGAGAUUUUGCUGAUUUCCUAUUAUUGCACAUGCAGGAAAAAAGUGUAAAUGAAAUUGAUGAAAUAGAAAUUAAUAAGUUAUUAGAAGAUGCACCUGCAGACUUAAAAGAAAAAUAUAUUCGACAGCGAAGUGAAACGAACUCAAAUUAUUCAAUGCAAAGGCAAAUAUCUAUUGAUUCAAAUAAACCUAUUACUCGACCUAUAGUGAAACAAAAAACCAAACUCAUUGAAUUAGAGAAAGCAAAAACUGGAAAUGUCAAAUGGGAUAUUUACAUUCAGUAUAUUAAGUCAAUUGGACCUAUUUUUUGCAUAACUUCAGUUUUACUAACUUUUCUGUACCAAGGAUUUUCUAUUUCAUCGAACAUCUGGCUAUCAAUAUGGUCUAAUGAUGAUAGUUCACUUGAUGGUGAAACAGAAAAUGAUAACAAUAGGUUUAUGCAUUUAACAGUUUACGGACUACUUGGCUUUGGCCAAAUUUUUUCAAUGAUUGCAUCAUCAAUAACUUUAUCGUUGGGCACAAUACUUGGUGCGGAAAAGUUAUACAAAUUGAUCAAUUCACGCUUAUUUAAGAAUCCACUAAGCCUGUUUGACACAACACCUAUUGGACGUAUAUUGAACAGAGUAUCUAAGGACAUUGAUACCAUUGAUAAUGUCUUACCAUUAAGGAUAGCAUCAUUCAUACAAGUUACAGUUUCGGUCAUUGGCACUUUGAUCGUUAUCAGUUAUAGUACACCUAUAUUUGCAGUGAUGAUUAUUCCUAUUGCUAUAAUUUAUUACAUCAUACAGAGAUUUUACGUUGCGACAUCGCGUCAACUGAAAAGACUCGAGUCUAUUUCUCGUUCCCCAAUUUAUUCACAUUUUAGCGAAACAAUUGCAGGGGUUACGUCGAUUCGUGCUAUGUGUAGAUCCAAAUUCACACUCGAUCCGAUCAAAUAGUGAUUUCAAUCAGUCUGUUAUUAUCCAAAUAUCGUGGCCAAUAGAUGGCUGGCUGUAAGGUUAGAAACAAUUGGUAAUUUUAUUAUUUUCUUCGCGUCGAUGUUUUCAGUAUUGGGAAGAGAUACAUUAAGUCCAGGUAUUGUUGGUCUGUCCAUCAGUUAUGCUCUACAGAUCACACAAACACUCAAUUGGUUGGUUAGAAUGACUUCUGAUGUCGAAACUAAUAUUGUUGCCGUUGAGCGUAUUAAAGAAUAUGGAGAAACACCUCAAGAAGGUCUUUGGGAAGUACCAUCAACUCAGCCACCCAGUGAAUGGCCAACUGGUGGAGAAAUUCAAUUUCAGAACCUUAAAGUUCGUUAUCGCGAAGGUUUAGAUUUAGUAUUGAAGGGUUUGGAUUUAUUAGUGGAAGGAGGCCAAAAGGUGGGAAUAGUUGGACGUACCGGAGCUGGUAAAUCGUCUUUGACCCUUAGUUUGUUCCGUAUCGUUGAAGCUGCCGAAGGAUCAAUUAUUAUCGAUGGCGUUGACAUAUCUAAAAUUGGAUUGCAUACGUUGCGUAAUCGUCUCACAAUUAUUCCACAGGAUCCAGUAUUGUUUUCUGGUACUUUGAGAAUGAAUUUGGAUCCAACUAAUAGUAAUACGGACGCACAGCUGUGGAGUGCCCUAACACUUGCUCAUUUAAAAGCAUAUGUUGUAGGGCUGGCUGGUGGUUUGGAUUUUGAAGUGUCAGAAGGAGGAGAAAAUCUUAGUGUGGGCCAAAGACAACUGGUGUGUUUGGCGAGAGCAUUGUUGAAAAAGACAAAAAUAUUAGUGUUGGACGAAGCGACGGCGGCAAUAGAUUUGGAAACGGACGAACUCAUACAAACGACCAUACGAAUGGAAUUCAAAGACUGCACAGUGUUGACGAUCGCUCAUCGUCUGAACACCAUUAUGGAUUCUGACAAGGUAAUUGUUUUGGACAAUGGUUUCAUGAUCGAAUACGAUUCACCUGCCAAUUUACUACGAGACAAGUCGUCUGUUUUCCAUUCGAUGGCAAAAGACGCAGGUCUAUAGCGCAAUAACGAUGUUUGACAAUGGCGUUUACUUAAACUUUUAUUUCCUCAACGUGAUUUUAGAAAAAUAUGUAUUAAUAUCUUGACAGAUAAUAAUUUAUUCGAAUUUCACACAUUAUUUUUAUCGAAUUAUCGUAAAUAAUAAUUAUUUAUAUUGCUUCACCGCAUGAUGAUUCAUGCCUAAUCGAAUUCUGUCUUUUUUAUACCAAUCGUUCGUGUUAUGUUAUAAUAUGUGCCUAUUUCAUGUAUUCAUUUUUUGUUAACUCGUUCUUGUACUCGUUGCAUAAAAUGGUACCUAACCUAUGUUAAAUUAUACGAAAGGUUCACCAUAAUAUUGUGUUCAGUGUGGUACGUUUUAUUGAUAAUGACUGAUAUUUGAAUAUCAUUAAACAAAAUACAAAUGA